AAUCUAACCUGUGCUAAGGCCUUCUUACACAACUUUUGUUUGUAAAUUUUGUUUUCUUCCUGCCAAAAUCAUGCGGGCAAUUUGUUGAUGAGGGGAGCUAGUCGUCCCUGUGCUAGUCGAGGACCCCAUAGACAUCCCUUCUGUAUCCACCCGUUCACCCUUCAUCCCCCUUCCCCCAACCCUCCACCCCGUCCUCACCAUUAUCGACACCACCAAAGAGUCCUUGGCCAUGGCCACUGAGGCGGGGGUACCUUGCUUGUCGGACCGAGGCAGCGAUGAUUGUGAUGGUGGUGAUGAUGGUGAUGAUGAUGAUGAUGAUGGCAUGGUGAUUUCGGGGUUUGGCUCUGGCGAAGCUUUCGACUCUAGCCUGCCCCCGACUGACGAUGAAGAUUUUUACACCACCUUCUCCCUGGUAACAGAUAAGAUCUUGACUACAUCGGCUUAUGAAGGCGGCUACAAAGCUCUCGUGCCCAAGUGGGAACCCAAAGACUUGAGGCCUAGCAAAGCCUCUGAGGCAGGUAGGACUACACCCACCUCGCCUCUGCCUGACAUCCGGGGCUCGCCACCGGUGGCGGUCCCCUCGGAUAUGCCACCCAAGCUGCCUGCAGGGAAAAUGGACAACCGUGAGGUAAAACCUCUGCAGCCAGACAUGCCAGUCCUGCUUCCCCUGCCGACGUCCUUUGAUGUGGACGGCACCAAGCCAAGGGGCCCCUUCAUCACUUCACCCAUGCUGCGCACAGUACCCGCCGCCUUGCCCACGGUGCCUGGCGUGGUGAGGCGCGUGCCCCCCGUCUCGGAGGUGAUUCGUGAAUCCAGCAGUACCACGGGCAUGGUGGUGGGAAUUGUCUCAGCUGCUGCUCUCUGCAUCCUAAUUCUCCUCUACGCUAUGUACAAGUACAGAAACAGGGACGAGGGUUCCUACCAGGUGGACGAAACGCGCAACUACAUCAGCAACUCUGCGCAAACCAAUGGCGCUGUAGUGAAGGAUAAAACACCCAGUGGCAGCGCCAAAGGCAGUGCCAGUAGCAAGAGACCGAAAGACAAGGAUAAGGAAUAUUAUGUAUAGAAAUCAAAUAAUUUCACAACACAUGAAUAAACUGUUUGGAACAAAGGUAAAGACAUUUUGACAGUACCAUAUUGGCAACUGUGAUUUAAAAAGAACACAUUUUCUUGAGAACUCUAGACUCGUGGAGUCGCUUACAGAUGAACUUCAGCUCACAGAAGCACACUUACUAUUGUAAGCGUUACAAAGAGACAAUGCAGUACAACUUCAUCGGGACAAUUUGAAAAGUCCCCGCUGGAGACAUUCGGCAGUGUGAAUUAUCACUCAAACACCCCACACCACCCCAAGUGACUGUGAAGAGGUGUGUAAUCCUUGGAGUUCUACUGACCCUGUCCAUUGUAACCCUGUAAGAUAUGAUCACUGUCAUUUUGGCCAUUCUGAGCAUGCAUGUGAGGUGUAUGUGAUGUGGUGCUGGCAUCUGUGUAAGUGAGGGACCUCAAGAAAUCAUGAUUGUUGGGGAAAGUUGGAAGUCAAAACACGUUUUUGGUUUUUUUUCAAUUGCUAUUCAAAUGGUUCAUUUAAUGUAGCCGUCAUGGACAUAAGAGGUAAAGUAUACAUGUGCUUAAAAGUGUCUUUUUUAUUUCUCGUUUGUUUUCAUUUAUCUCUUUACUUAUUUAUCUAUUUAUUAAAAUGAAUGAUUUUCUGUCUGUUGUCAAAGAUAAUACUGGCCAGUCGGGGUUUACUAGACAGUGUUCAGUCACGGCUGCAGCUGAAUAAAAUGCCACGUAUCGCGAGAUUUUUCUCUCCCUGGGCAUCCAAAUUCAAGACGUUGUUCAAGCUUGCAAAAGCAAACUGAGCUUUCAGAAAAGUAGAAUACACAGCUACUUCUCUAAAUUUGACUUUUAAUAAUAGAAAUCCCUGAUUUCAUAUUUUGGAUGGAUGCGGCGAUAUGAAAUUUGAGCCGAUAUCAAUAUCAGAUGUUAUUGUUUGCCGUUAUGGCCAUUGAGAGACAUUUCCAUUUCCCCACCCUUUCGAUACCGUUUCAAAAUGACCACACUGCUGACAUUGCUUCUCUGCUUCAGUUGACACAUCCCACAAUCCUGUGCUGCAUCGUCAUCACUGUCACAUGACCAAACAGCUACCACAUGGCCAACUUCCUUCCCUCCCCCUCCCGAAACACAUAGACAAACGCAGACAAGACGGAAACAAACAUCGGAUUCUGAUGUCGGCCCAGGUUAACUUAUCGGACCGAUGCCACAUGUUAAAAUAUGACCAGCAUCAGCCGAUACUGAUGUUAAAGCAGAUAUAUCGUGCAUCCCUGAGAUUUCGUUUCCUUUAUUUUAGGCAUUAGCUGACAUGCUGUGUUAAAAUGAAUCACGCUUUGUGUCUGCAAACAGUGUAAUUCUCACGGUCAAAAACACGGGGAGGAAAUGUGGGGUUAAAUCUGACUGCAGUGUGACCAAGUUUUUUUUUUUCUUUCCAUCAGUUUUCACUGAAAACUGUGUCAAAACAACAAUGUUUACAUAGUUUAUCACAGCUAGUCAGUGUGCUUGGUGACUCAUUAUUUUACAGAAAAAUUCAAUUUUCUGUAGUUUUUUUUUUUCCUCGUAAUGUCGAGGCAGUUGUACAUUUGAUUAGAUUAAAUUAUUUUAUUUAUUUAUUUUCGCUGUUGCAACAUGUCCUUUUCUUCUUUGUUUGCCCUGGAGUGAAUAAUGGAUGUCUACAGGAACGAGUCCAGAGAGGCUGGAGGUCUAGUCUCUCUGGACGGCAUUUAUUCUUCAGUCGCAUGAAAAUUCAACCAUCUGACGCUGUCUACACCUCUCUCAGAUGUUGCGUGAGGGUUCUUCGUCUGAAAUUAUGUUUUCAUCAUGUUAUUUAUUUUUUUAUCGGAAUUCUAAAAGAAAAAUAACAGUAUAAGAUAAUAAAGACUGAUCAUGGUGGAUUUGGAGA
Molecule: messenger RNA, 2953 nt
Organism: Fundulus heteroclitus (mummichog)
Lineage: Eukaryota; Metazoa; Chordata; Actinopteri; Cyprinodontiformes; Fundulidae
Product: neurexin-3b-beta-like
Exons: 2
Coding region: 230-1066 (278 amino acids)
Source: RefSeq, a predicted model, not a curated record